AUGAACAAAGCCAGAGGGUUGGAGCUGGCCCUGGACAUAAUGGCUAAACGUGAUUUUGUCCUCGUCCUUCUCUGUGUGUCGCAGGCCCAUCAGUUCGCUGCAGCGAUUCCUUCCGGUCUUUAUGUGCCCUUCCCGACCAACUCACUCCAGCUGAUGGUUCAUAUAGGCGCCAAGGGUGGCAUGGUUAAUGCUCAACAGAUGUCGGUCGCUCUUGGCCAGAUUGAGCUGGAAGGCAGGCGUGUACCGCUGAUGCUAAGCGGUCGAACGCUGCCCUCAUUUCCACCCUACGACAUCAGACCCCGUGCGGGUGGGAUGUGCACUCAUCGCUUCCUGACCUCAAUGCCACCGCAAGAACUCUUCUUCCACUCGAUGGCAGGUCGUGAUGGUCUGGUAGACACGGCUUGCAAAACCAGCCGGUCUGGUUACCUUCAGAGAUCCCUCAUCAAACACCUCGAGGACCUAUCUGUGCAGUAUGAUGGCACGGUUCGUGACUCUGGCGGUGGGAUAAUUCAAUUUCGUUAUGGCGAUGACGGCCUGGACGUUUGUCAGUCCUCUUUCCUCAAGGCAAACGGCAUCCACUUCUUCGCGGAUAACGCAGAGCUGCUAUCUGAGCGCUGGAAAUGUCCCGACGACCCGGAUCUGUACAAACGCAUGCUCGAGGCCAACCCACUGGCCCCGUCGCUUGCUCAUGAAGUAGACGAGGUUGCUGUUAAGAGAAUGGGCAUCGCACCUCUCAUCAAAGGUAGCGAUGGUAAUCCAUAUUUCAGGAGGAAAGACCAAUCUCCACUCAAGGUCGUGGACCCUUUGGAUCGCGAACUUUACAAACAUUAA
This is a messenger RNA of Dibothriocephalus latus, 831 nucleotides long. Lineage: Eukaryota; Metazoa; Platyhelminthes; Cestoda; Diphyllobothriidea; Diphyllobothriidae. The record is from the annotation of a GenBank genome assembly.